AUGGAGACGUUCUCGAGCAUGGGAAAGAUUACUGUAGGACGUGUCUACGACUGGAUUAGGGCCCCUUCCGGGGGGCCGCCAUGGGGCCGACGGAUUUGGGACCACUCGAUGACUCCCAAGCACUCUUUUAUUCUUUGGUUAGCUGCCCUUGAUCGGCUGCAAACCCUAGAAAAUGUGGCAAAAUUCGAGGCUGUGGAGAAGACUUGUGAGAUGUGCGGAGCGGGGAACGAAGACCGUGAGCAUUUAUUUUUUCGGUGCAGCGUUUCGAGAGACGUAUGGGACCGCAUUCGUGUAUGGUUGGGGAUAUCACAAAGACCAACAACGCUAAGGGCUGCAUUGAAGUGGCUCGUGAAGGAUGUCAAGGGCAAAUCUUACCGAAGCAAGACGAGGAGAUGUGCUUUGGCGAGUGUUGUUUAUCACAUUUGGGCAGCUAGGAACAAAAGGAAGUUUGACAUGACGGAAAUGACGGCAACCGCUAUUACUCGGAGGAUCCAAACCCACGUUUACUCAGCUAUGUUUAUGCAGUACCCGGAACUGACAACCAGCAGUACCCGGAACUGA
Erythranthe guttata (spotted monkey flower) is the source of this 561-nucleotide messenger RNA. The record is from RefSeq and is a predicted model, not a curated record. NCBI's taxonomy places the organism in Eukaryota, Viridiplantae, Streptophyta, Magnoliopsida, Lamiales, Phrymaceae.